CAAUACCAGCUUUUAAGAGACAAGGCUACAGAUCUGCAUUUCACUUCUGAGGACUAUAUGCAAGUCUUUGUGUCUGCCUUCUUUCACUAGCACCCUUGCUGUUGCUCCGUUGCUGAUCAGGCAUCAGCCGAGAUGAGAUCACUUCUUACUUGAAUCCCAACUUGGGUUUCAUAGCCGCCCCUCAGCCUCAAAGAAGACAGCUGAACUUUUCUGGAUAGACCCCUUUCUGUGCACUGAAUUUUCCAUGUCUCAAACUCCUUCCAGUCCAGAAAUCAAAAGGGCUUUAGAAGAGAGCCCAGGGACUAACAUUGACAAUGAAUCCACGCCACCUCCCAUGCCCAGCAAUUACCUGAUCUUAUCGAUAUUCGCCUGUUUCUGCCCUGCAUAUCCUAUAAACAUUGUCGCAUUUGUGUUCUCUAUAAUGGCCUUAAACAGCUAUAAUGAUGGAGAUAUCGAUGGAUCGAAGAGGUUGGGACGUAAUGCCCUGUAUGUUGCGAUUGCAUCAAUAUUAAUUGGUCUAGCGGUUAUUACGACGUACUGUGUUGUUCAUUUUACAACGCAUACAGUCUGAAGGCCAAACAAGAGAUCAUGCUUGCAUUAGUCAUGCAUUAGGCUAAUCUCAUCUGCACAUGGGAAGAGGCAAGGUCUUGCAUUUGAGAGUCCUAACCGUCAAAGCAGCCACAAUGGAAGCAAUUGAUUUGUAUACAUCUAAAAGUGUGUGUGUGCACGCAUAUAUUCUGUAUGUAUAUACAUAAGUGGCUUUAGACAUAAAAACAGAUGACAUUUUGCACAUGCAGAAUUUUUUUUAAUUUAUUUUGUUUAUUGUUCCUCAUACUGGCAUAGCCAUGGAAGUUCAGAACACACAAAUGCUAAGUAAUCUAAGAUUAGGUUACACAACAUACCUUCUGAUUUCCUGCAAUAGAAAUAUGACACUCACAAUGACCCAUGGCCAACUUUGCAAAGUGUUCUCUGCGCUAUAAAAUAUUUAUAAGUGGCAUGCCUACUGGCUUCCUAAAACCUAGACUGGUGCUCUCAUUAAAUCCAAAACAAAUGGAAUGCUCUGAAUUUUUGUAAUAUGAAAACAUUUCAUGUUUACCUGUGACAUUUGUCUAGAAUAGCACAGUCAGCUACACCAUAUAAAUAUAAUAUAUUUCAUAUCACCACUAUUCUUCUUCAUCAUUAAUAAUUACCAAUUUAACCGCUCGCCUUAGAAAAUACACCUUUUUCCUGCUAACAUGAAUAACAAUAAUCAUAACAAUAAAUCAUGAACUAAAUACACGCCCAAGAAAUGGGAUAUGUCAUGAUGGAAAAGUUUGUGUGUAUAUGUGUUGACCUGAAGAUUAUAUUCAUUUUGAUAACUAUUCUAUAUUUAUAAAUGUUGGUUUGUAGAUUUUCUUAACUUUGUACUUGAGUAAAUUAAAUGUUUAUUCUAUAUUUUGGCUGUGACACUUGAACUAUGUAAUAUUUAAGAGCAAGCAGGGAUUGAAAUAUCCAUAUUAUUGAUAACCCUUUGUAUAAAAUGUAUUUUCCAAAAAUAUAAAACAUUGUCAAUGUAUACAGGAUUUCUGUUUAUAUAAAUGCAGGAUUUACCAUG
This is a messenger RNA of Rana temporaria (common frog), 1594 nucleotides long. RefSeq names its product transmembrane protein 233 (gene TMEM233). Gene Ontology annotation, cellular component: membrane. The record is from RefSeq and is a predicted model, not a curated record. The coding region runs from base 245 to 571 and encodes 108 amino acids. The transcript has 3 exons. NCBI's taxonomy places the organism in Eukaryota, Metazoa, Chordata, Amphibia, Anura, Ranidae.